AUGGGAGACCACAUUGCAGUCGCGGAAGCUGCGCGGCCGAGAGGGCAGGGUUACAUGGCCCAGACCGUACGAAGCCCUGCCCCUAAGUUUCCAGCAGGCCUGGCAAGCCUGAUGUCCCCCGAGCUGCCAGCGAAGCAGCAUGCAUCGUUAGACACGGAGCUGUCCCGAGGGGACGCCACUACCAAGGCAUUCUUUGACCACUCACGUGGGAUCCGCGUCAACACGGAUGCCGUGGUAUCGGCUGCUCUCACAGCGCAGUACCCGUCCCUGGAACUGGUCGUUGCGCCCGCCCAAAACUGCAACCUCAUCGCGUACGCGAGGGCGGGUUAUGCUAGCUACGAUGCUGUGGAGGACGGAUCUGGCAGCCUGCCGGGCUCGCUGCAAUGGGACCUGUACAUUCCACCGACCAGGCGUCUUGACGGCGCACUUGGUGGCCUGGGUGAGAGAACAUUGUUCGGAAAGUAUAUCUACAAGUGGAAGGGGUCCGACUUCAUCGUCUAUUACAUUGAGGGCCGUGAUGGUGAAAUGAGUUAUCCCGCCGUCGACAACUAUUACAUCAUGACCACGGCCAAGGCGAAGGCCCAGCAGCUGAUCCUCGAAGCUGGACGCUGGAGCGCAGAUCUGCACGAGGAGAUCUGGGUGUUCGAUGGGGGCUACUGGCAGAAAUCCCGGGAGCUGUACGACUCGAUCAGGAACGCAAGUUGGGAGUCCGUUAUCCUCAAUCCGGAAAUGAAGAGAAGUAUUAUCGACGAUCACCUGAGCUUCUUCAAAGGUCGUGAAACCUACAAGAACCUCCAAGUCCCAUGGAAACGGGGCAUUAUCUACUACGGCCCGCCAGGUAACGGGAAGACUAUCAGUAUCAAGGCGAUGAUGCAUACUCUGUACGCCCAGUCGCCGGUUCCAAUUCCCACGUUAUAUGUACGAAGUCUGUUCUCUUACGGAGGACCUGAGGCUUCGAUCAAGCAAGUAUUCGGCAAGGCGCGCGAGUUUGCUCCUUGCUAUCUGGUGUUUGAGGACCUUGAUACCAUUGUCAGCGACAACGUGCGCAGUUACUUCCUAAACGAGGUCGACGGUCUCAAGAACAAUGAUGGCAUCUUCAUGGUCGGCAGCACCAAUCAUCUCGACCGUUUGGACCCAGGUAUCUCGAAACGCCCCUCUCGUUUUGAUAGGAAGUAUUACUUCCCGGACCCCACCCUCGAAGAACGCGUUGCGUACUGCCAGUUCUGGCAGAAGAAACUGGCCGGCAACGAGGAAAUCGAAUUCCCAAACAAGUUGUGCAAGGCGAUUGCAGGAAUUACAGAUGAUUUCAGUUUCGCCUAUAUGCAAGAGGCAUUCGUGGCUGCGUUGUUGGCCAUUGCGCGCAGGUCAGACACCCGCGGAUCUAGCAUCGUAGGCUUCAUGGAGGAUUUAGGAGACGAUUGGGUUGGCGUGGGUGGCGGCGAUCAAGAUCUUAGCAGAUUGCCGCUUUGGGUGGAGAUCAAGAAGCAGGUCCAGAUUCUCAGAGAAGGUAUGGAGGAGAAGAGUGAGGCCAUCACCAGCUUGUAG
Molecule: messenger RNA, 1545 nt
Organism: Neoarthrinium moseri
Lineage: Eukaryota; Fungi; Ascomycota; Sordariomycetes; Amphisphaeriales; Apiosporaceae
Exons: 3
Coding region: 1-1545 (514 amino acids)
Biological process (GO): protein import into peroxisome matrix
Cellular component (GO): cytosol; peroxisomal membrane
Molecular function (GO): ATP hydrolysis activity; ATP binding
Source: RefSeq, a predicted model, not a curated record